UAGAUCUAGACAUAUGGACUCUUCUCAAUGCAUGAGACCUUACAUUUUAAACAGAGGAAAAAAGAUCCUAUCGCAAUCAACUGUGGACCAUGCAUUUCUUCUGCCAGCAAAAACACAGCUUUCAUUUUUGCCAUAGGAGUAGGUAACAAGUGCAUAGCGUUGAAUCAGUUAGCAGAUUUAGAUGAAUGAGAGUGUCUCUCUGGAGCACUCCUGACUCAGGAAAACAAAUACCACCCAAGGACAACGUGGUCCAGAUGGAGGUGACUGAAGAAAAGGCUGAAAAGCCCCUGUUCUCAUACAGACACAAGCAAGGAUACACAGGGUCAAGCGAGCUUUGGAGAAACAGCUGCACCUCUGCUUUGUCACAGCCGUGGCAUUUCUAACACUGAGGGUUGUACUGCAAGGAAAAGCGUCCGUCUGCCUGCUUGCCCAGCACGGGACCGAGCUGCUCACGAUUAACUUGGACAGAACCGGCUCCUGGCAAAAGCUCGGCUGCAUUCAGCCUGGUGAGCUCUCACCUGCCCCCUUGCACCGCGAGCUCGGUUUGAAACGCUGUCGCCGAGCCCUUUUUUCUGUCCGACUUCUGCCGAGUUUCCCCUGAGGAGCAGGCGAGUGCUGGCUUCUGCCAAGUGACAGCAAAGGCACUUACCCCACACCAAACUCCAAGCCUCCUGCUCUCUCUGGGAAUUACCAUAAUGCCCAGGAAACGCGUGAACAGUCCAGCCAGCCGGAGACACAUAAACCGAGCAGAUGGGAAGAGGAGUUUUAAUAAACGUGGCGAUAACGAGGAGCUUUGUAAAGUAAAGUUUGGAGAUCGAAAGCUCAGCUUUUCGGGGCUGCCUUUUUUUCAGAGGGUCUUCUCACCUGCUUCCUUCUGGCUCGUUUCAGAAAAAAUACUGCACACUGGUGUUUUGUCUCUAUUUUAAGAACAGAGACAUUAAAAGCCUGGGAACUGAGAGAGAAGUGAGAAAUAUUUGGAGACAGACAUCAAGAGACAAGAUAAGGAAACCUCUUGCUUGCAGAAAGGCUCUUUUCCCAAAGGUGAAAACUACAGAAGUAUGUAGAUGAGAGGAAAAAUCUUCCUGUCAGAUCCAAUUGAAAUCUCCAUAGCAGGACCAGCUGCUCCUCUGUUGCUAAGGUCCUUCCAUCGUCCCACUGCAGCGAACAAACCCAACACUGGGCAACCCUCUAAGAUGUUUAUUUGGACCAGUGGCCGGAGCUCUACAUCUUACAGACAUGAUGAGAAAAGAAAUAUUUACCAAAAAAUCAGGGAUCACGAUCUACUGGACAAAAGGAAAACAGUCACAGCGCUAAAAGCCGGAGAAGAUCGGGCCAUACUCCUCGGGCUGGCCAUGAUGGUGUGCUCUAUCAUGAUGUACUUUCUCCUGGGAAUCACCCUGCUGCGGUCUUACAUGCAAAGUGUUUGGACAGAAGAGGCUCAGUGCACGCUUCUCAAUGCAUCCAUCACAGAAACCUUCAACUGCUCGUUUAGCUGUGGUCCAGACUGCUGGAAAAUCUCUCAGUACCCCUGCCUACAGGUGUACGUUAAUCUCACCUCUUCUGGCCAAAAGCUUCUACUCUACCACACUGAAGAAACAAUGAAAAUUAAUUCUGAGUGCUCAUACAUACCCAAGUGCGGCAAGAAUUACGAAGAAUCCAUGUCACUUGUGAAUGUUGUAAUGGAAAACUUCAGGAAGUACCAACGCUUCUCCUGCUUUUACGACCCUGAAGGUGUUCAGAAGAACGUGAUAUUAACCAAACUGUACAGCUCCAACGUGCUGUUCCACUCCCUCUUCUGGCCCACCUGCAUGAUGAUCGGUGGAGUCGCCAUUGUCGCUAUGGUAAAGCUGACUCAAUACCUUUCCCUCCUCUGUGAGAGAAUCCAAAGGAUCAACAGAUAAAAACAAAAACUUCUCUGAGAUGUAUUUACAGCUAAAAUACUGUUUUCUCAUUCUUCACCAAAGAACCUUAAGUUUGUAAUGUGCAAGUCUGUUAUAACUUCCUUACUAUAUUCUUAUAAGUAGAGCAAUAAUGCAAAAGCUGUUCUAUAUGCAAACCUGAUGUUAUUAUUAUGCAGAGAACAGAAAAAACUACUGUUUUGUGUUGAUCGUCUAUAUGAUCUUGUUUUAUGCUGAGACUAGUACUUCUUUCUUUUCUACAGCCAAAAUAGGCUCAAUGUGACCAUUUGCCAAGCUUAGUCAAUGAAUACAUUGACAUUUUCAAUGUAAAGGAUUCUGGGGAAAAUUCACGCCUGGACAAAGGGCAGCAAAUGACUUGUGCAUCGCUUAGGUCUUACAUCUGACUCAGGUCAGGCAAUAGAUCUGUGGUUUUAUUAUUAUUAUUGGCUGCAGGGAAUAAAAGCAUAGAAUUGACAGUUGUCUGAUCGGAGGGCACAGAAUAGACAUAUUGUGAGGCCAGCAUAAGCAGCAACAGUAUUUUCAGCCUAAGCAGGACUUGGUGAUGCUUUGUGUUAGCUUCCCCAGUUCAGAAGUAAAUUUUACCCUAUGGUGUUUAAGGUAUGUUGCAAAACACUUUUAUUUCACUUAGUGCUACAUUUUUCUUAUGUCUUAUCAACAUCAUCUUUGUCACCUACAGAAGUUGUAGCCAAAAAACAAAAAUCACCCUGUUCCAUUUUCUACUCCAAUCUGAGCCCUAUUGGUGGAGAUGGGACCAGAACUCCUUAUGUAAAGGUUUAUUACUCAUUUGUCUUGUAUUUGCUACCAUAUCACUGUAAAGAAAAAAAAAACACAGUCAGCUAUUUUUUCAUUUUUUACUUCCAACUAUUUUAGAUUUUUUUACUUGAUAUAUAUACAAAUAUAUAUAUAAAGAUAAAGCUAUAUUAUAUCUAGUUGGGUACUGGAACUUGAUUAUGGGGUUUUUUUCCUUUGUUUUUACCAACUGCAAAGUGAGCAGUAUAACUCAUGUAUUAAUAACCUUCAGCCUUGGAUUAUAUCGUAACAUGGAGGAGCAGCACUGCAGGAUCUUAUCCAAUAUUCAUGAUGUUGUUUCAGUCAAAAGUCUCUAUUGCCGUGACAUCUGAAUGGACAAAAAUCUCAUCCAGUUCUAUAGGUCUAUUAGCUGAACUGUUAGAUAAUAAUCAUAAUACUUCUGGAAAUCUCUCCUGACCUUAACACCGUAUGCAGUGCUGGCUGAAGUGAAUUUUUGACUUAAAAGUCCCAGGUGCAAUGAGUUAUUGGAAAAAUUGAGGUUCAGAUUAAUAUGCUGUCCUAUUUGUCAGAUAUUUACAGUGGGGAUUUUUCCAGCAUAGUUCCAUGAAUAUAGUCUUGAUUUGACUAUAGAAUGAGUGUAGUCGUGAUUUUUGCAUAAUUUAUUUUUAUUCCCUUCUUCAAAUCCCUUCUUUCCUCUUCUGUUGUAUUUUAAAGGCACCUCUCAUAGUUUCUUACUCUGCACAUAGCCGGAAGGACCAAUGCAAGCCAAUCUCUAUGAGCACCCUGUGAACUCAUAACCCAAUAGUUCAAAGAAAUUUACAGGCUUAUUCGAAACAAGAAAUAAACUUUUUCCCCUCAAAAAGCCUGCAAAAGAAGAAAGCAAGUAUUCUGCCUACUUCAUCUAUAUAUAAGUAUCUUUCUGCAAUAUUGCAUUAAAAAUUUCAAGAUGUUACAAAACUUUACAAGUGUAAUGUGAGCUGUAAAAAAGAGUUCUCAGCAGUGAAAAUGAAUCUGCAGUCUUGUAAUCAGUAGUAUAAUUUUCCUUAGGUAAAUAAAUUCCUGGAGGGUGGGGUUAUAAUUAGGGCUCAAAAAAUAUGUAAUGAAUAUAUUCAA
This is a messenger RNA of Struthio camelus australis, 3782 nucleotides long. It is a transcript of the gene KCNMB2, whose product is annotated as potassium calcium-activated channel subfamily M regulatory beta subunit 2. Gene Ontology annotation, biological process: detection of calcium ion; potassium ion transport. NCBI's taxonomy places the organism in Eukaryota, Metazoa, Chordata, Aves, Struthioniformes, Struthionidae. Gene Ontology annotation, cellular component: voltage-gated potassium channel complex; membrane. Gene Ontology annotation, molecular function: potassium channel regulator activity; calcium-activated potassium channel activity. The record is from RefSeq and is a predicted model, not a curated record.